Molecule: messenger RNA, 660 nt
Organism: Ostertagia ostertagi
Lineage: Eukaryota; Metazoa; Nematoda; Chromadorea; Rhabditida; Trichostrongylidae
Source: the annotation of a GenBank genome assembly
AUGAGACUGCCACUCACGUGGUGGAUGGACAGCAUCGAAUUCGAAAAACUCUGCCAAGCUGCUAGUAAGUACGAGCGCCAUGUUCACUACCAAGAUGUUCACUAUCUCACUGUUGACUGUGACGGCAAAGAAGAGCUAUUGGAGUUCACCGAUCCUGGUCUCCUUCCACUGCGACUUCUGUGUGAUUCCGAUGAGAUCGUUGAGGACGAAGAAGAUGGUGGUUCGACAGGAAUCAGUUCCGUCUCGGAAGGCUAUGAAUCUGAUCCGGAAAGAGAGGGUAGGAUGCGUCGACGAAAUUCCAUGGAGAAAAUUCGAAAAGCGCAUGAGGACGGCGGAAUGGCGGUUGAACAGGGACAACAAUGGGCCAACGAACUCGGUCCCGACUGUGAGUUCAUGAUGCUUUCAUCAUCUCAAUUCACCGACGCGAAAACGUUCCUCGAAGGGAUUGUCAGCACCAUCCGUUCGCAUCGAAAAACCCGAGCAAGAACUCUCAUCACACGGCUAAAGCCUCGCAACAAGUUAUCACCUCGUAAAACCGAUGCGUCUUCAAAAGAUGGACGUCUAUGUUCGAAGUCACGUGCAAGUUCGAAGUCAAGCUCCACCGAGUCGAAUUCCGGUGAAAAAUUGGACAACAAGUCGAAAGUCUGCUCAAUCAUGUGA